Molecule: messenger RNA, 1227 nt
Organism: Mirounga angustirostris (Northern elephant seal)
Lineage: Eukaryota; Metazoa; Chordata; Mammalia; Carnivora; Phocidae
Product: rho GTPase-activating protein 20-like
Exons: 7
Coding region: 165-1136 (323 amino acids)
Biological process (GO): signal transduction
Molecular function (GO): GTPase activator activity
Source: RefSeq, a predicted model, not a curated record
GAUCCAAGGUCUAUAUACAUAAUGUGAUUUAUAACUAUGCCCUAUGGAAAAGAGCACCCCAUUCUUGUCUUUUUGUGUUACAGAUUUCUCUUGUACAAUUUCUCAUUGAAAAUUGCCUUAAAAUAUUUGGAGAAGACAUCACUUCCCUCUUGGGAGAGAACUCAAUGAGUCCUGGUAACAGCGAGCAGGCUGCAGACUCCAGCCUGAAGACUGUGAAAACCCGUUCUUUCAGAGAUAGGGCGUUUUGUCGGGGUUCCAGCACUUCCCAGCACAACCAGUGCACAGCCCCACCUUCCGCAAAGCCAGGACAGCUCUUUGGAGUUCCCCUCAUGGAUGUGUGUGAUAAAGACAACUUCUCCUUCCCAAUUCUGGAUUUUCUUAGAAAUAUACACGGAAGUAUAUUUUUAUCUGAUCUCUAUGACAAAUGGCUCGGUGUUAUUGAUCAAGGCAACGAAGAGGAGAAGAUAACUGCAGCCCAGAGGCUUUUACCCCAGCUGCCAAGAGCAAAUGUCAUUGUCUUGCGAUACCUUUUUGGAGUGCUAUACAACAUUGAGCAACAUUCCUCAUCCAAUCAGAUGACAGCUUAUAAUUUAUCCGUUUGUAUAGCCCCAAGCGUUCUUUACCCACCUGAUUCCGGCAGCUUGGAAUUGGAAGACAACUUGAUAAAAAAGAUUGCUCUUGUACAAUUUCUCCUUGAAAAUUGCCUCAGGAUAUUUGGCGAAGACAUCACUUCCUUCUUGGGAGAGAAGUCAAUGAGUCGUGACUCCGGCCAGAAAACUGUGAAAAGCUGUUCCUUCAGAGACAGGGCCUUUUGGUGGGGCUCCAGCACUUGCCAGCAAAACCAGUGCACAGCCCCACAUUCUGCAAAGCCAGGAGAGCUCUUUGGAGUUUGCCUCAUGGUUGUGUGUUAUAAAGACAACCUGGCCUUCCCAAUUCUGGCUAUGCUUUCCUUUAUUAAUCAAAAAGGGCCCCUCACAGAAGGCAUAUUCAGAAACUCAGCCAAUAUAAAAUCCUGCCAUGUCCUAAAGGAGAAACUAAAUUCUGGGGUCAAAGUGAACCCGUACAGCGAAUCUGUUCAUGUGGUCGCAUCCGUCUUAAAGGUAGGGAAGGUCCUAGCAUUAUCCACACACGAGUAACUGAAGCUAUGAUUGGUGUCCUUCAUCAUGACUGCUCAAGAACCAUAACGGGCAUAAUAGAUUAAGAACCUGACAAGCUGAAAAACGCUUG